AUAUCUAUAUCUAGAAGCAGCGUGCAAGUAAACGGCAGUCGCCAAUGAAAACUGCGAACCGUUUAGACUUUGUUGGGAUGUACAGCUUUAACUUCAAUUGCUUUUAUUGUAAUUUAGAAGUUACUGGCUUUUGGAAAAACGACGAAUCAUUUGUGAUUGACGUAAACGGUUGAUAAUGGAUAAGGAAACGCAAAGCGAGAUGAAACACGAAAUGCCCAUGCAGAAUUCCGACGUGGAUUUCUCGGAAAACCAAGGUUCCGAUCCUGAGAGUGUGGGUAAACAAAUGUCAGAUUCUGGUGUACUGCACUGUCGAAAUGGGAAUCGUAAGAAGAAGCACCGUCGUGGUAAAAGGCAUCAUCGGAAAUGGAAACCUUAUAACAAGAUGACUUGGUCUGAGAGACAAGAGAUGGAUGAAAGAGAGACACAACGAGCCACACAGAAGCGCGAGGAAGCCUUCGCAUCAGGACAUCCGCGAGCUCCUUACAACACAACACAGUUUCUAAUGGAUGAUCACAUUAAAAACGAACCGGUGAGGUCGCCUUAUAUGCAGGAAGAAGUUCGCCACGCGAAAGAUCCUUCCACCAGCUGUGAUUCAUCGGAGGAUUAUGAAAGUACAGACGAAGAGAAAAACUUUAUUGCUCGGGAAUUCUCUGAGACUUACGACAACAUCCAUGCCGAACGGUUGCAGAGUAUGUCGAAGGAAUCCCUGAUUAAGGAAUACAUAGAACUGGAGUCUAAGUUAGAAAGAGCAGAAACAAAACUAAAAGAGAAGGACAACUUACACAAAAAACCGAGCGACGGUUCCAAUGAACAUUAUUCUGUGAGUAGCGAAGAAGAGGUGAUGGAUUGCGAAAAGCGAAUUCUUCGGGAUGAGUUGCAGCGAUUACUUGCAGAGAAUGAACGCCUCAAAGUGGAGAAUGAAAAACUCAAGAAAUGUUUCACAGUCACCUAACUCUGGCCAGAAUACACACCAAUAUAUAUAUAUCUGUCUAUAUAUAUAUUUCUUUCUGUUAAAACUUGCAAGAUCCAUUCAUUAAUGUAGGUGUCUGAAGAUUGAGGAAACUGGUGGAACCUAAAGAAAAUGGUACCAAUGACCUGCCAUUAGAGAAACAAUGGGUUUUGGUAAAUGGCUCCUUCACCAUAGAAUGAGAGAAGUUGACCGGAAUCUAAUGGAUUCCAAGGGACUUUACUGUGUUCACCAGAUCAGUUUAAUAAGUUCGUUUAUUUGGAUAAACUAACGAUAUUUACUUCACUACUACAAGGAGGGGCUGAGUAUAAUCCAGAGAGAAGAAUAGCAUUGAAUACCAUUUGAAGGGCAAGUAGAGUUGAAGGCUUUGCCUCAAGACACAGCACAAUGCCUGCAGCUGAAUAAAAAGAUAAAAACCUAUGAACCAAGUGUCUCAUUUUUAAUUAAUUCAAGGACUUCAGCUUAAAGAUUGGAUUAAUGAAACUUUUUAUUAAUCAGACUGGAGGAAGUAACACAUUGGAGACCAGAGGAUAAAGAAUUAUUAGAAAUGAAGAGUUGUGAAAUUAUAUUGAUUACCAGAUUGUAUGUUAUGAUUUGGUCAAGGCAUUGAACUUGUCUUGCUACUCUUACCUGGCAGAACAGCAGGUAAGAACAGAGAGAGAGAGUGAGUUGGUAAUGGAAUAAAAAUACUCAUUAAUUGACAUAUUGUUAAAAGUGAGAUUUACCUUAUGCAAAAUAUUUUGUUUAAAUAUACUUAAAGAACUGUUAAAAAAAAUAAAGAAUUUAUAAUUGAA
Molecule: messenger RNA, 1761 nt
Organism: Octopus sinensis (East Asian common octopus)
Lineage: Eukaryota; Metazoa; Mollusca; Cephalopoda; Octopoda; Octopodidae
Product: protein HEXIM1
Exons: 3
Coding region: 176-952 (258 amino acids)
Biological process (GO): negative regulation of cyclin-dependent protein serine/threonine kinase activity; negative regulation of transcription by RNA polymerase II
Cellular component (GO): nucleus; nucleoplasm; cytoplasm
Molecular function (GO): cyclin-dependent protein serine/threonine kinase inhibitor activity; 7SK snRNA binding
Source: RefSeq, a predicted model, not a curated record